GCAGGCGCAGGCCAGGACGAAGCUACCCCCGUACAGCAGUGUGAGCGCCUGGAGCGGCAGGCAUGCUGCGCCCGAAAGCUUUGACCCAGGUGCUCAGCCAAGCCAACACUGGAGGCGUCCAGAGCACCCUGCUGCUGAAUAACGAGGGAUCCCUGCUGGCCUAUUCGGGUUAUGGAGACACAGAUGCCCGGGUCACCGCGGCCAUAGCCAGUAACAUCUGGGCCGCCUACGACCGCAACGGAAACCAAGCGUUUAACGAAGACAAUCUCAAAUUCAUUCUCAUGGACUGCAUGGAGGGCCGUGUGGCCAUCACCCGAGUGGCCAACCUUCUGCUUUGUAUGUAUGCCAAGGAGACAGUGGGCUUCGGAAUGCUCAAGGCCAAGGCUCAGGCCUUGGUGCAGUACCUGGAGGAACCCCUUACCCAAGUCGCGGCUUCAUAAUGGUAUAGGUGGGAACUGGGGUCAGAAAAGAGAUGACUCUCUGAGGGGGCAGGGCCCCUUGGGAAGACCACUCUGUGCUGUGGUGGGAGGUUGAGUCUUGGUUUUCAAGAAUAAAUGUAAACUGCUA
Messenger RNA from Echinops telfairi (small Madagascar hedgehog), 567 nucleotides. It is a transcript of the gene LAMTOR2, whose product is annotated as late endosomal/lysosomal adaptor, MAPK and MTOR activator 2. The record is from RefSeq and is a predicted model, not a curated record. Gene Ontology annotation, cellular component: Ragulator complex. Gene Ontology annotation, molecular function: molecular adaptor activity; guanyl-nucleotide exchange factor activity. Bases 63 to 440 code for a protein of 125 amino acids. The transcript is spliced from 4 exons. NCBI's taxonomy places the organism in Eukaryota, Metazoa, Chordata, Mammalia, Afrosoricida, Tenrecidae. Gene Ontology annotation, biological process: positive regulation of TOR signaling; cellular response to amino acid stimulus.